GCAGCAGCGGAGCAGCAUCAAGGUUGUUCCAAAGACAGCCCCAAAGAGGGGUCUUGACUGCGCCUCCCCGAAGUUGCUGGCCAGCUCUGGCCAAGUGUGGGAAUGAUUUUUGCGACUGCACGGAUAGAGAACCGUCAAGGGCCCCUUUCGGUCACUUCCGAAGAGCAAAAACGUGUUGAGAGGAGGCCGGUUUAAGAUUUCAAACAGAACCUCCCCAGCGCGCAUGAAAGGACUUGAUUAGCAUAUGUCAAGAGGACCCGCUUAUAUACUCGGUGUGUAUGUACACAGGACUGAUCUGAUCAGUUUGCGGACUUGGAGCCCCUGCCCCCAGCCCAGUAUUGGCAGCCGCAGCUAUAGAUGUUUCUGCAAAGCCAGCAGCCAGCUCCCACCUACCCAAGGAGAGAAGAUCGCUCCAAGGCAGUGAACGCUCCCUUGGUAUCUCAGUGUAAAGUCCAUUCAGCGACCUCACAGGAGUAACCGGGUCUUAACUUUUUUGCGCUGUUUCGCUAUAAUUUUUCUUCAUUUACCUCCCAUCCCCGCUACACUUUUUUAUUGGGGCGAGGGGUUCUUUUGUUUCGCGGAUCCUCUGCCUCUCCCUUUGACCCCUCCAUGGCUCCCUUGACCGAAGUCGGGGGCUUCCUGGGUGGCCUGGAGGGCCUGGGCCAGCAGGUGGGCUCGCACUUCCUGCUGCCUCCUGCCGGGGAGAGGCCGCCCCUGCUGGGCGAGCGCCGGGGCGCGGCGGAGCGGGGCGCCCGCGGCGGGCCCGGGGUCGCGGAGCUGGCGCACCUGCACGGCAUCCUGCGCCGCCGGCAGCUCUACUGCCGCACCGGCUUCCACCUGCAGAUCCUGCCCGACGGCAGCGUGCAGGGCACCCGGCAGGACCACAGCCUCUUCGGUAUCCUGGAAUUCAUCAGUGUGGCAGUGGGACUGGUCAGUAUUAGAGGUGUGGACAGUGGUCUUUACCUUGGGAUGAAUGACAAAGGAGAACUCUAUGGAUCAGAGAAACUGACUUCUGAAUGCAUCUUUAGGGAGCAAUUUGAAGAGAACUGGUAUAAUACCUAUUCAUCUAACAUAUAUAAACAUGGAGACACUGGCCGCAGAUAUUUUGUGGCACUUAACAAAGAUGGGACCCCAAGAGAUGGUGCCAGGUCCAAAAGACAUCAGAAAUUUACGCAUUUCCUGCCUAGACCUGUGGAUCCGGAAAGAGUCCCUGCAUUGUAUAAGGACAUACUGAUAUACACUUAAAGUGCAACAGUGUUUCUGUCGAAGAACCCAACUACACCCAUUUUUUCUUAUUACAGAUCUAUUGUAAAAAAAUAACCCAGAAAGACAUUCAGAAUGUCACAGAGCCUCUUUUCCGCUCAGAGACUGAAUUUGGAAAGAAUAUUAAGAACAAACAAACAAAAGUUUUGACUUGACAUUGAUCAAGAUCUUUCUUCGUAAGUGGGUUAAGUUCCCUUAGGUACACUGGCUCAGUCCUUCCUCGUAGA
Molossus molossus (Pallas's mastiff bat) is the source of this 1490-nucleotide messenger RNA. It is a transcript of the gene FGF20, whose product is annotated as fibroblast growth factor 20. Lineage: Eukaryota; Metazoa; Chordata; Mammalia; Chiroptera; Molossidae. The record is from RefSeq and is a predicted model, not a curated record. Bases 610 to 1245 code for a protein of 211 amino acids. Gene Ontology annotation, molecular function: fibroblast growth factor receptor binding; growth factor activity. Gene Ontology annotation, biological process: positive regulation of protein phosphorylation; positive regulation of gene expression; fibroblast growth factor receptor signaling pathway. The transcript is spliced from 3 exons. Gene Ontology annotation, cellular component: cytoplasm.